Molecule: messenger RNA, 2892 nt
Organism: Rhipicephalus microplus (southern cattle tick)
Lineage: Eukaryota; Metazoa; Arthropoda; Arachnida; Ixodida; Ixodidae
Product: AP-4 complex subunit beta-1
Biological process (GO): intracellular protein transport; vesicle-mediated transport
Cellular component (GO): membrane coat
Molecular function (GO): clathrin binding
Source: RefSeq, a predicted model, not a curated record
CCUGCGUUGACCCAUGGCGUUGACUGAGAAAGCCUGUCAUUAACUUUCGCUUAGAUAUUCGCAGUAUUUACGCAUACCGUGCACUUCUUCGCUAUGAAGAAGUUCUUUGAAUAGCUACGUACAAGAGCAGGCAAAUGUAGCCUUUUCUCGACAAAUGUCAACGCUAAGGUCUCGGCGCUGAAGAUGCAGACAGAAAUCAGUCGCUUGGCCUCUCAAUUAGACCAGUGCUGUGGAGUCAACGAUGUCCGCUUCGCGAGAACUUUGCUAAGAAAGGUGUACUCACACAUAGCGAGUGGGCACGAUCUAUCGCCUUUAACGGGGAGACUCGUGAAACUCCUCUCUUCGCAAGACAUCCUGUCAAAGAAAGUUGCGUGCCUUUACGUUUCAAGAUGCAGGCAAACCGAGGAGGUUGGAUUGCUUGCCGUCAACUGCCUUCUAAAGGACACUGCAGACCCCAACCCCAUAUAUCGUGGCCUCGCGCUGAAUACCCUCUUCAGUGUUCCAGCUGUGAUGGAACAGGCUGUGCCGAGACUUGUAGUGGGACUUGAAGAUGCAAGUGCUUAUGUUCGCCGAGCAGCGGUGUCGUGCACGUUGAGCUUGAACCAGUACCACGCAGAAAUUGUAGACGAGUUGGAUCUGGCUGACAAGCUGUACGCCAUGAUAAGGGAUCAGGAUCCCAUCGUCGUCGUGCAGUGCCUGCACGCCCUUGAUGAGAUUCUGCAUGCCGAAGGUGGAAUUGCCGUUAACAAGAAGAUAUCGGCUUACCUUUUGAAGCAGCUUCCACUGUUCAGCAACUGGGAUGCGAUAGCCGUGUUCGAAUACCUUAAGAAAUACCAGCCCAAAACGGAGGAAGAGGCGCUCAUGUUUGUCAACGCCCUUGAUCCGUACCUAACGUCAAACAGCAUUGCAGUACAGCUCAGUGCCUUCGAACUGUUUGUUCACGCGACCCAAAGUUUAAGUCACUUGCAAACGGAGGGCAUUACGCAGGUUUGGUCAAAGCUUUCCACCAGCCUUGGCUUUUGCGAGCACGAAAUGACGUGGACAGUCCUCGAAUGGGUUGAAAAAUAUGUGCAUGUUUACCCUGACAUUUUCAGGCCUCACUCGACGAAAUUCUUCGCGUGGUUUUCAGAUCCCCCAGCACUCAAGGUGAAGAAAAUGAAGAUAUUGAAGUGUCUGGUGCAUGAAAGCAACCUGCUUGACAUAUACGACGAACUCCUUGGCUUCUGCAACGACCGAAACGACGACGUUCGCAAGUGUGCCCUGCAGCUAGUGGCCUCUCUCGCCAACAAACACAAUGACGCAAGAAAGGUGCUGAUAACUGAGCUAUUGCCUUUACUGAACGUGGCCAAUGAAGCGCUAGUGACCGACGUCCUGGGAGCCUUGUGCUCGUUGAAUUUCGACAAGUCCGAAGAGAGCAACAAAGUGCUGGACAGCAUUGUUAAACGGAAGUGGACAUGCGUUAGUGCCGAGUUCAAGUGCAAUCUUAUUGAUGUUGUUUCUACUCAUGGUCUUCAUUUUGAACCCUCUGUGUACAUUCUUGAAGAUUACAUUGAGAAUAUAAAAGAAGAAGAAGCAAGCGUGAAGCAGCAUCUCUUAACUGCUACCCUGAGAUUGUUCUUCGCGAGACCGUGUCAAGUGCAAGACCUAUUGGGCAUAGUGUUUGAUGCACUGUGUCAAGACGACAAUCCUUUUCUCCAAUCUCAGUCGAGGUGCUACUACGAACUUAUGCUUCACAAUCCUGACUUGCUAAAGGACAUUAUUUCAUCCUGACAGAGCAUGUCUCUGUCAGUAGAACAAAGAACUGCCAAUGAGCGUCACCUUUGCAGCAAUGCUGGGUGAGAAUGAGCCAUCUUUAUUUACUCUAGUGUUAUACAGAUCAAAUUAAUAAUGCGACGUCUAAUUUCCUUUGCCAUUGUCUUCGGAAGAGCCAAGCACAGUUGUGUCGAGCAGCUCUUUCAGUUUGUCCCUGUAAUGAGAAGAAAGAAAAAAAGCGUGAUGCUAUUUUUAGCAUUGCUUUCUCUUUAUAUCAGUACUUUCUGACAUGGCUUACGUUGGCUGUAGUGACACUCUUAUUUCUUUUGUUGAAUUUAGACAUUUAUGAGCUUACCACUGCCUCUCUAGCAGUCGUAGGCUGCAGAGAAAAAUCAUUUUGCGAACUAUGCAACAGUGCAUUCAGUGAUUUGUUCAUUGGCCUGGGAGCACUGAAAAUCAGUUAUGAGUGAACCUAGGCUUAAAGAAAAUGUUUUGCCAGCUAAACAUUCUGACUUGCCUAUCCAUUAGUGAAUCCAUUUCGUUGCUUCCUGCGCUGCUUUUGUUUGACAAUGUUACAAUUCCUCUCAUCUGACUGAAUGAAGUUGUUCACCUGUGUGUGCCAUUUUCGUAGAUAACAGCCGUUUUAAUUUAUACUCUACUAGCAAGGGAAGUAUGUUUAAACACGUGGAUUUUCAUCUCUUGUUUCGAGCGACAAGUAAAUAAACACGCAUAACAUGAAGUUUCAAGUUCGAAAUGCUCGUGAAAUAAUGCAAAACUAGUUCCUAUAUAGUAUGUCAAACUGAAAACUGGCAUUGGAGUAUUUAUAACCGAAUGUGUUGCUAUUGUAACAGUGCUUUUCCUAACAAAGAACCAAGUUUACAAAGUUUUAUAUUUAUGCCAUGCAGCUCCAGACAUCACAUGCAAUCAGCUCCUAAUGUGAAUUGAUUUGUUUCUCCUAAGCAUGCAGUGUCGGCAAUUUUAUUGACACCAGCAUCUUCAUUCUCGAGCGGUGUUUACAGUGUCACAAUAUAGGUCUCUCAUACCAUCAACAUGAAAUGCCUACAUCGUUAAUACAUACCAUUAAUGACGAGUCGGCCAGUUUAUUUGUUUUCUACUUCUAUAUUGUAUAGAUAGUUACGG